Polistes dominula (European paper wasp) is the source of this 1802-nucleotide messenger RNA. RefSeq lists its product as uncharacterized. The record is from RefSeq and is a predicted model, not a curated record. Lineage: Eukaryota; Metazoa; Arthropoda; Insecta; Hymenoptera; Vespidae.
ACUAUUCUAUAAACUCGUACGUAGAAGGCGGAAGGACUUGCAAGUGUUCGAAUAAAGCGCGGUCAGUCUGAAAAUCGACGUUAUUCGUGUAACAACUUGCGUUUUUCCUUCUUCCUUCGUUAAUAACAAACAUUUUUUUACUACCCUUCUCUAUCUUAUUAUAUUUUUGUGAUAAACAAUGUUGCACUAGGCAGAUAUAAUAUAAAACGCGAUUAUUACAAAACGUAUUCCGACUUAAAUCUAUCAUCUAUCAAGAAGAAAAAAAAGAGAAAAAACACAAACACAUAUGCACUUAGUGUAAUAGAUAUGAAGAGUGCCGUUGUACCUAUCCGUUCGCGAGAUUCGUAAUAAUCUAGUUUAGAAUUUCCAUCGGUGAUUUAUAGUAAUAAUAUCUAUUCCAAUUGUAUCAAAUACUCCAGUCAUUUGUGAUACAUUUGAAAAUACUUAUUGUAAUACUCGUUGCAAUAAUUGUGCAAAUGUUGAAACGUUUAAACGAUAUUACGUUAUUAUACAUAGUGGGUGAUAAAUUAAGAAACAAACAAAAUCAUAAAUAAUAUUUAAUAGCGGCCUGCUUUAAAGCAGCCGCGUGCCAAAGAAUUAUGCCAUAAGCCUUAUUGAUAAACGGUGUGAAUCAAAAUUAACCCAGUUAAAAAUUGCAAAUUAUUUCGCGUUAACGAAAAAUACUAAAAUAUAAAUUAAAAAUUACAUAAUCCAAGAAAAGAAGACAAAAGGUGGGUGGACGACAUCAUCAUCUGUUGGACAAAACGAUUAGGCGAAGAAACAAUUUGGAGAAUAUAUUACUUCAUGCUAAAGAAUUUAGCAGAGUUUCAAUAUGAGAAGGAAGACUUUGGUAUUAUUGUUCGUUAUUCUCGUAUUAAAACGAUCCUAUUCGAGUUCUGGAAACGAAUACGGUGAUGGCAAUCAUCAUCGACAAAAAAGAGUACUAUGGAUAACGAACGAUGGUCGGAUAGCUUUACCACCUGGCACAGUAAUGACUAUAACACCUACAUUGGCAUUACCUUUUGUCAGAUAUCCACCUUACGGAUUUUUAAGUAACAUGACUAUUAGUCUACCCUUUACGAUCGACUUUGACAAAUUAGGAUUAACGGAUAAUGAAAAUCCUUAUGGUGCGUUGCCACCAGCAUUCGACAGAAGUGCACGCGGUAGAAAAGCUGGCAUGAUUAUGGCAGAUUUCAUAGCGGCAUUUAUAAAACGAAGACUUCACAAAAGAGAUACCAUAGAAAUCCCAAAAGAUGCUUUUCACGGUGGAGAAAGAGCUUUACUUUAUGGGACAGCCGAGGAUAUGUUGAGCACCAUGGGUUUAGAUGGAAAAGCUUGCCUAUUGAGAGCCAUUUGUGAAGUUCAUGGUCAUCCCCUCAACAAUUUUGGUCUCAUUGGAGAAAUGUUAAAAUUAUUAUUAACGGCCAGCAAAUCGCCAUUCGCCAAUAUUCUCAACGAAUACGUGGAAGCUGAAAAUAGAGGAAAAUUACACGGAGAAUGUUGGCCGUAUUUCAAAGAUUGUCCCAAAUCUUUGUUCCUACCCUCUAUUAAUAAAUACACGAGAAAUUCCGUCCAUGAUAACGACGAUACAGAAAAUGAUGAUAUGUGGAAUCAAAUUUCGCGAAACAUCGAGGAAGAUGUAGUCGUCGAAAGGAUACCAAAACAAAAUACUAAACAUACGAUACAUCCAUCUAUGUAAUAAUAAUAACAACAAUAUAAGGAUAGAUAAUACGAUAUAUCAUAUCAAUAAUUAAUUUAUACAUAAAUCGUGAUAAUAUUUGUUAUCUAUGUAAAUGUUUAUA